CUGCUGCCUUUGUGAAAUCACAUGAAGCCGAUUGUGGUUUAGAUUUUAUGUUAAAUACUAGGUUAUGAAUUGACUUAGUUCUGUAUUUUUAUAGUUCAGAUGAUAAGAUAUUAUUGUAAAGAAACUUAUUUUCUUAAUGUGAACGGACUUGCAUAGUGAAUUCAUACAUGGUGAAGAGUAUUCCUUCACUGUACUUCAGGGAAUGCCAGCUGGAAUGAUGUCAAUCUUACAUUGUACCCAGACUGUUUAAUUCUCUAGGAUAAAUUUCUGUAGUCUGUAUUGUUAAUGUUUGCAAUUCGAGGCAAGAGUUGUACAUUCAACAUUUGUAUUCAAAGUCUUCACCCAUACUAAUACAAAGAGUAGUAGAACCUAUUAUAAUUAUCAUAUAAUUGUUUUUUUUCUUCUCCCUGAGUUACCGUCACAGUGGAUCAAGGCACAUUUUUGGAACUGUGCCAUUUGCUACAGCACUUAUAAAAUACCCAUUAACUAUUAUAUACUUAGUCCGUGGUAAAGCUUAAAUUUUUUUUUUCAGGUAAUUCACUGUUUCCCUUUAAAGAGGAUUCUUAAUUCUGUUUUUACAUUUUACGCUUUUUGUAGUCUACCCCCAAUUAGGAUAGAUCUGUUUAGGGUCUCGAAUUUCAGUUGGUUAACUAACACAGUCCUUGGGAAAGGACAUCAAACUUCCUGUGUAAUCUCUGUCAGAAAAUAUCUUAUUCCAACAAUCCCACUUGUCUCUUUAACCUUUCCUUGAAUUAUGACUGUGUCCUUAGGGAACAGUUUAUAGAGGUAGCAUUGAUACCCUUUUUGCUUUUUUUUCAGAGCUAGGAUUUGCAGUAGGACUUUGAAGUUUGAAUUUGCCAAUGCUGUUUUCCAGUAUGCUACAUCUGGUUGUUGCUGAUGUGCAUACAAGAUGACCAGAGCUUUGUCAGUUCGUAUCUGAAAAAUACAUUCAUGGCUGAAGAUAGGGCUUACAGUGUGCCCAGAUAAACUUAAAAAUUGAAUUACUUAGCCAUUAGUAAAUUAUCAAGUAAUUUUUUAUUUAUAUACUGUUACAAGAUGGCCAUUUAUUAUCACAUAUGCCAGUAUAACAGUGAUUAGAGAACAAUCUAAGUCUAGCAGUCAAACUUGUGAUUUUUGUAAACCAAAAAUUCUGGGAUAGGUAUUUGGUGCAUUGGUCAACCUGCUACUUGAGAUGUCUGCAUGUGGUAGCAGAAUAGAUAGAUUAGAAUCCUAUCAGUUGUAGAUUCCUGCUCAUUUUCACACUAGGAGGCAGCUAAUGGUGACUUGGGUGGUUAGAUCUCUGUCAGUUAUGUGGGAAAGCCACAUUGAGUUCUUGGCCCCUGGGCAUGUAGGAAGUGAACCAGCAGAUGAACGCCCUUCCCAGUCUAUUAAAAACCAUACCAUUCCCAGGUUUCUUCUCCCCUUGAAAAAUCUAAUGCAGAGAGAAUAUAUGAUUUUGCAUUUUUAAAUUAGCUCCCUGCAGAUUCUGAGGUUGACUACUAUAUUCAGAAAUACAGAUCUAGAUGAUAGAUGUUAGAAAGUGUUGAUUCCUUAAUGAAACUGUUAUUUUGUGAGUCAGAAUAUGAUUUAUACAGUGUUAAGCAAAACACAUUUUAUUGGUUAUGAAAAAAGAGUAUUGUUACUUUUUUUUUUUUUUUUUGAGAGGAAGGGAGAGAUGCACAUGGGGAUGGAGCUUCCAUCCCCUGAGCAGCUUCCCGAAUGCCUACACGAUCACUGCUGGGCUAGGCCAAAAGCUGGGAGCCAGAAACUCAAUCCAGGCCUCCCAUGUGAGUGUCAGAAACCAAAUUGAUGAGUUAUUAUCACUGCUUCCCCAAGAGUCUUCAUUCUUAAUAAGAAGCUAUAUACGCAGCCAGAGCCAGGUAUCACAUAAACCUAGGUACUCUAGGAUGGGGUAGAGCAUCUUACCCACUAGAACAAAGGCCCAUGUCACAAACUUGUGAACUUUAUAUAUAAAGAUGCUAAUAAUCAUAACAAUUUUUUGUCAUAAAAGUUCCAGAAACCUUGAUUAUUUUGUUAAUCUGUUUAAUUUCAAAUUAUUAAAAAUAAGUUGCAUGGUUGCGCUAUAUUAUAAAUGGAUUUCGCCUUCUCAGUAAAUCCUGAGUUUAAUGUUGAUUGUGCCUUUAAAAAACUUAGACCAGUGUUAAAUAAUGUAAGAUUCUUCCUGAUGUAGAAAUUUAUAUGUAAAUGUCAAAGGCUCUCUUUAGUGAAAUUGUUUUAACAUCUAGAGCUAUUGGCCAAAAGAAUCCCCUAAGAUUUGUUAAAUUCAUGCCAUACUUAUAAUUUAUCUAAUCAGAAAAGCUGCCUUUGGAUUUUACUACAAGAGGUGAUUGAAACUUGGUAAUCCAGGGUUUCUCCACCCAGUGCAUUAAAUCAGGCAACCCCAAAGGGUUUCAGUAGUCCAGUGUUCCUAACAUCCUUCUUUACCUGCUAAUCGACCUCACUUCCUGGAUUUCAGUCCGUCUAGUUAUCAGCUAACAAAAGAACAGCUUUUAGUUCCUGCAGACGCUGCUGAAAAAAUAAUCACGAGAAAGAAAUCCACCUUAUGUCGUCUUUUUUAUCUGCAAAAAUAAACUCAGCCAUCAUACAGCUAACAGGUACGGAGGGAAGAUACAAGCUCUUUCAUAGGAAGAAAUUACUGAGAAAAUGAGCAUCAUUUCUCAAGGUUUUUGUUUUCCCUGAUCUACAAGUGAUGCUGCUGUAAUUCUAGCUGCAGUUUUUACCGAUCGUUCACUACUCAGCAGCUGGUAGAGAAGUAAGACUGCUUGGCAACCACCUGCAGGGCUGCAGAGAUGAAUUACAUUUUCGGAAACAACACACUUCUGUAUUCUCGCGCCAGUCGAGGAGGCAAUACUAGCUCUAGCCAUGGCUCAGUAGGCCCAAAGCAAAAACAUUGGGCAAAAAAGGGCUCAUCAGAUGAACUGCAAGCUGAGCCCGAACCUUCACGCUGGCAGCAGAUAGUUGCAUUUUUUACUCGAAGACACAGCUUUAUUGACUGCAUCUCAGUGGCCACCAGCUCCACCCAGCCAACAGAAGCUGUUCCUCCCUCUUCUCCCACUGUCCCUGUGAUCCCUGUCCUGCCAGUCCCUGCUGAGAAUACUGUCAUCCCACCCACCACACCACAGGCGAAUCCUCCUCCAGUAUUGGUCAACACAGAGAGCUUAGAGACACCAACUUAUGUUAAUGGUACUGAUGCAGAUUAUGAGUAUGAAGAAAUCACACUUGAAAGGGGAAAUUCAGGGCUUGGUUUCAGUAUUGCAGGGGGUACAGACAACCCGCACAUUGGAGAUGAUUCAAGUAUUUUCAUUACAAAAAUUAUCACAGGGGGAGCAGCUGCACAAGAUGGAAGAUUGCGGGUCAAUGACUGUAUUUUACGGGUAAAUGAAGUAGAUGUUCGUGAUGUAACACACAGUAAAGCAGUUGAAGCAUUGAAAGAAGCAGGCUCUAUUGUACGCUUAUAUGUUAAAAGACGGAAACCAGUAUCAGAGAAAAUAAUGGAAAUAAAGCUCAUUAAGGGUCCUAAAGGUCUUGGGUUCAGCAUUGCCGGAGGUGUUGGAAAUCAGCAUAUUCCUGGGGAUAAUAGCAUUUAUGUCACCAAAAUAAUUGAAGGAGGCGCAGCACAUAAGGAUGGCAAACUUCAGAUUGGAGAUAAACUUCUAGCAGUGAAUAGUGUGUGUUUGGAAGAAGUUACUCACGAGGAAGCAGUAACUGCCUUAAAGAAUACAUCUGAUUUUGUUUAUUUGAAAGUGGCAAAACCCACAAGUAUGUAUAUGAAUGAUGGCUAUGCACCACCUGAUAUCACUAACUCCUCUUCUCAGCCUGUUGACAACCAUGUUAGCCCAUCUUCCUACUUGGGCCAGACUCCCACAUCACCAGCCAGAUAUUCCCCUGUUUCUAAAGGAAUGCUUGGAGAUGAUGAAAUUACAAGGGAACCUAGAAAAGUUGUUCUUCAUCGUGGCUCAACAGGCCUUGGUUUCAACAUUGUAGGAGGUGAAGAUGGAGAAGGAAUAUUUAUUUCCUUUAUCUUGGCUGGAGGACCUGCUGAUCUAAGUGGAGAGCUCAGAAAAGGAGAUCGUAUUAUAUCGGUAAACAGUGUUGACCUCAGAGCUGCCAGUCAUGAGCAAGCAGCAGCUGCCUUGAAGAAUGCAGGCCAAGCUGUCACAAUUGUUGCACAGUAUCGACCGGAAGAAUACAGUCGUUUUGAAGCUAAAAUACAUGACUUACGGGAGCAGAUGAUGAAUAGUAGCAUUAGCUCAGGGUCAGGUUCUCUUCGAACUAGCCAGAAGCGAUCUCUCUAUGUCAGAGCCCUUUUUGAUUACGACAAGACUAAAGACAGCGGCCUUCCCAGUCAGGGAUUGAACUUCAAAUUUGGAGAUAUCCUCCAUGUUAUUAAUGCUUCUGAUGAUGAAUGGUGGCAAGCCAGGCAGGUUACACCAGAUGGAGAAAGUGAUGAAGUUGGAGUGAUUCCCAGUAAACGCAGGGUUGAGAAGAAAGAACGAGCCCGGUUGAAAACAGUAAAGUUCAAUUCUAAAACAAGAGGAGAUAAAGGGGAGAUCCCUGACGACAUGGGAUCAAAAGGCCUGAAGCAUGUAACUUCUAAUGCCAGCGAUAGUGAAAGUAGUUACCUAAUCUUGAUUACAGAUGAGUAUGGCUGCCCACAAGGUGGUCAAGAAGAGUAUGUCUUAUCUUAUGAACCAGUGAAUCAACAAGAAGUGAAUUAUACUCGACCAGUGAUCAUAUUGGGACCUAUGAAAGACAGGAUAAAUGAUGACUUGAUCUCAGAAUUUCCUGACAAGUUUGGAUCCUGUGUGCCUCAUACGACUAGACCAAAACGAGAUUAUGAAGUAGAUGGAAGAGAUUAUCAUUUUGUGACUUCAAGAGAACAGAUGGAAAAAGAUAUCCAGGAACAUAAAUUCAUUGAAGCUGGCCAAUAUAACAACCACCUGUAUGGAACAAGUGUUCAGUCUGUGCGAGAAGUAGCAGAAAAGGGCAAGCACUGUAUUCUUGAUGUAUCCGGAAAUGCCAUAAAGAGAUUACAAAUUGCACAACUUUACCCAAUCUCCAUUUUUAUUAAACCCAAAUCCAUGGAAAAUAUUAUGGAAAUGAAUAAACGUCUAACAGAAGAACAAGCCAGAAAAACAUUUGAGAGAGCCAUGAAACUGGAGCAAGAGUUUACUGAACAUUUCACAGCUAUCGUGCAGGGAGAUACGCUGGAAGACAUUUACAACCAGGUGAAGCAGAUCAUAGAGGAGCAGUCUGGCCCUUACAUCUGGGUUCCAGCCAAAGAAAAGCUAUGAAGAAGGCGUGUGUCUGCUUCUCUCCCGCCGUCCGUCACCUGCUCUUCGACACUUCUUUGCCUUUCCUCUGGAGUUCGUCUUCUGGACUCCUUUCAUGUCGAAUCAUGUCCCACUCAUCAUGGUCUGCAGUUGCACUUAAUUUUGACAAAUAGUGUCUCCUUCAAGUUGCAUCGUCUGUAUUACUCUGUCAUUGUUGGUUUGUGGCCAUUUUUCGGAACUGAAGAUGGAAUGGCCUGACCAGCUAUUAAGGGUUUGGGGAGAUACGGAAAUUGUGGUAAAAUUCCUUAAUGUUUAAGGGAAAGUAAAUUUAAGAGAUUUUCAGAAAAGCUUUAUAUACCUUCUUUUCAAAUUUCAAUAUAAAUGAAAGAAAAGUUGUUUAAUCAGUGAUUUCGUAGACUUUGAGCAACUAUGCACGUUUAACUUUAAUAGCAUGGUUUGGCCAAUGUAUUAGCUAUCAAGUCCUUUUCCCAAUUGACUGCUCUUAUCAAAGUGAUUUCCCUGUAGGCAUAAAAAAUGGAUUUUUAAUUUCAAAAUUAAUGUCUGAGUUAGCUUUCAUAACUUCACAAGGGAUAUUCAUUUUUCAUAAGAGUUCUUAAAGUCUUCUAUUGUUUGAGAUUUUAUUUCCCAGCACAUUUAUCAGAAAUAACGAUGUUCAACCGUUUUUAAUCUACUUGUGCAACACUAUUUAUAGUGUCCUACAAAAGUUGUUCAUACAUAGCAGUCAUCACAUUUUCUGAAUUGAGGACAUGUCUAGGUGCUAAGGGAACUCACCUUUUACACAGAAGGUUGAGAAAAUCUCAUAACCGCAGACAUUACAGUGGUGAUUUAGUAAUUACUAUGGCAAUGAAAAAAAAAGUCCAGUUCAUAGCCUAAAACUUUAAAUGUAUUCUUAAGGGUCAGAUUUUAAUGAAUAUUUUACCCACAAUAACUGCCUAUUUUGUUAUAAUAAAAUAUAUAAAUAAAUAUAUAUAAAACUUUCUUUAAACUCUGUAACUAUGGGAAUUAUUUUCUUUACAUAGUUGCACACACACAUAUAUAUAUAUUUAAAAUAUAUUUUUUUUCUUUUGCCACCUACUCCUUUUUGUUUGGUUUUUUAAAUUAAAUAUGAAUUGAUUAGACCUCUCUUUAAUCAUAUGAACUGAAAAUAGGAGUACGGUGGUUGUGAGGAGAAACCUCUAGGGAAUUAGAUUACCAGUCAAAGUAUGGGCAUGUUCUCCUCUUUUCUACAGAAGUUUGCAAAGAGUUCCUGGGUUGUCAUUUGUUUAUUUUUGUCAUUGUUCUUGUCAUUAGGUUUGAUUUUUGGCCCUUUGCCUUCCUUCUGGUUGUGUUCCUUGCACUGAUUGGAAACAGGCUAAAAGCUCCAUUUCUGUGUGAGUUUUCUCCUUAGACACCAUUUGUCUCGUGCGGCUGCUCUGCCCCAGGGUUACACUGGUACUCCCGGAGAGCAGUAGCGACAGGCAGCAAUGACUUCAGAAAUCCGUUUCUCCAGUCCUUUACAUCAGUAACAGCAUUUGGCUUCCCGUUGCUCCUUGGAAUUGUUUAUUAAGUAUGUGUUUUUGACAGCCUCCUCGUCACAAUUUCUUAAGUGAGUACUGGUUUGUAAAGAAUUAUUAACAUUAUCCAUUCCAUUUAUGAGAAAGAGGAGAACAGCUAAUAAACUUUAUUGUAAAAUCCAUAUGUUAAAUGUGUCUUGAAUUUUGAAAGAAGUAUUUUACAAGCUAACAUUUCCUUGCAUCAAUUUGGACAACACCUAAUUGGUAACUUGAAGGCAAACUAAUAAAAUUUUCUUCUGCAAGUCUUGGAGCAGAGUAUAUUAUAUCAUAUAUAUAUAUAUAGUUGGUAUAAUUCAAGUAUGUUGUUACCAAACAUAUAUACUAGAAGAAAAUUGUAAAAUCUCAAGAGCUUCAAACCUUGCAACAACACCCCAGUAUAAACCACUUCCAGGUAUUCAUCAGUUACACAUUACAAAAUAUCUAAUCAGGUAUAAAAGGUUGCCAUUUAUUGAAAUCUAUAUUACAUUGCUUUCUGG
This is a messenger RNA of Ochotona curzoniae (black-lipped pika), 7344 nucleotides long. It is a transcript of the gene DLG1, whose product is annotated as discs large MAGUK scaffold protein 1. NCBI's taxonomy places the organism in Eukaryota, Metazoa, Chordata, Mammalia, Lagomorpha, Ochotonidae. Gene Ontology annotation, biological process: neurotransmitter receptor localization to postsynaptic specialization membrane; chemical synaptic transmission. Gene Ontology annotation, molecular function: kinase binding. The transcript has 23 exons. The coding region runs from base 2811 to 5315 and encodes 834 amino acids. Gene Ontology annotation, cellular component: neuromuscular junction; postsynaptic density membrane; neuron projection. The record is from RefSeq and is a predicted model, not a curated record.